AUGGUUCCACGCCCUGGAUAUUGGAGAGACAAUAUAUAUACAGAUAAAUUUUGAAAAUGUCCCUAUCCUUCAUCUUGUUUAGGCUCGCCUAACAUAAACAAUAUUUCAUAUACAGGUGAAUGCAGUGAAGCCUACAAGGGCAAUAAAUGUCAAUCUUGCAAAGCAGGGUUUUCUUAUACUUCAAGCAACAAAUGUGAAAAGUGUCCAGGAUAUAGAACUAACGUUUUAGUGACUAUAGGAAUAACAAUAGGGUUAAUUAUUUUAUUGGCAAUUAUAAUAAAAACAACAAGAAAAUCCGCUCUAAAGCCAAAGUCCCAAAUUUCAAUUUUCAUAAAAAUAUUUUUGAAUUAUUUUCAAAUGAUCAUUUUAGUAUCCACUUUUAAGCUCAACUGAUCAUCUGAAGUUUUGACCCUUUUUAAUAUUCAAAAUAAUGCAGAUUAUGUGUAUCAGCAAAUUUAUUCAUGCCAAUGCUUAUUUGGAUCAAAUGAUAUACUUCUUUUCUUGGAGUGGCGCUGCAAGUGCAGGCCACUCCAUGUGGAAUUCCUGUGUUGGUUUAACCAACAUAGGAGUUGGUCGAACCAAAACUGUGCGUUGGUUCGACCAACCCAUGAAUUCCGCAUGGAGUGGCCUGCGCUUGCAGCGCCACUCCAAGGAAGUUUCUAUAGCAGCAAUUUAGUUUAUUUCAAAAUUCUUAUUAUGGUGGCUUUAAUUCCAGCAAUUAUGUUGGUUUUGAGUUUAUUUUUUUGGAUUAUUAUAAAACUAGCCAAAACUUCAUACAAAACAUUUUGGGAUGAUUUUAUAUCAACUGGGAUUAUUUUAUUAUUUUUAAUUCAUCCAAGUAUAGUGAGAAAAAUGUUUGCAUCAAUGAAUUGCACAGAAAUUAAUCCUGGCGAAUAUUGAUUAGAAGAAAAUCUUGAUUUUAGAUGCUGAAAUUAUGAUCAUAUGGUUUAUGUGGCAACCAUUUCAUUGCCAUCUAUUAUUUUAUGGGGAAUUAUUUUGCCUACAGUUUGCUUAAUAAAUCUAAUUAAAAAUAAAAGCAGACUGAGUGAUUUAGGUGUGCGUCUAAGAUAUGGGUUUCUUUUCAAUGGAUACAAAGAUAAUCUCUAUUUUUGGGAAUUUAUCAUUUUGUAUAGUAAAAUUAUUCUUAUUUGCUGUUCAGUUUUUUUAGCAAGAGUAUCUUUAAAGAUUCAAGCAAUAAUUGUGGCUAUUUUAUAUUCAAUAUAUUUAAGACUACAGUAUUCAAAUAACCCUUAUACUGAGCCUAAUCUAAAUCAAAUGGAAUUAAGGUCAAGGAUAGUCUGUGCAGUCACUAUAUGAAGUGGGCUUUACUAUUUAAUGGGAUCUUUAAAUGAUGAAGCUGGAUACUUUUUCUUUGCAAUUAUUGUCAUAGCAAAUUGCUAUUUUUUAAUUUAUUGAUCAUUUUGCGUCCUCAAAUCGAUUUCUCGAUCAAUAAUUAAUAAAAUUAAGAGUCUCAGAAAAUCAAAAAAAGUGGCAAAUUGUUCAGACGAAAACAGUUAUAACAGUGAAAAUUCAAAAGCAGCUUUCAAUCGAAUUGAAGUUUCUCUAGUAUCAAAUAGCAUAUCAAUCAAUAAAAGCCAUGCACUAGAAGAUAAAGAGAGCAUUCAAUAA
This is a messenger RNA of Blepharisma stoltei, 1629 nucleotides long. Lineage: Eukaryota; Ciliophora; Heterotrichea; Heterotrichida; Blepharismidae. The record is from the annotation of a GenBank genome assembly.